This is a messenger RNA of Drosophila busckii, 2067 nucleotides long. Its product is annotated as esterase B1. NCBI's taxonomy places the organism in Eukaryota, Metazoa, Arthropoda, Insecta, Diptera, Drosophilidae. The record is from RefSeq and is a predicted model, not a curated record. Bases 147 to 1790 code for a protein of 547 amino acids. The transcript is spliced from 4 exons.
GUAUUUUUUACACACAUUAAAAUGUGUUUGAGUAUGUGUGAAUACUGCCUUGUUUUUGAAUUGGCAUUUGCCCUGCUUAACUUGUUGAAUUUGUUCAGAUAAAAACACACAAGCGAUAUAGAGAGAACUCAUUACGUAUUUGAAUCAUGGCAAGCAACGACACCUAUACAUUGCAAACAAAAAGUGGACCUAUUCUGGGCAAGCUUUGCACGAGUAUAUACAGCGAUGAGUACAUCAGCUUUGAGAGAAUUCCCUACGCACGUCCGCCGCUGGGACCUUUGCGUUUUAUGGCACCACAGCCCGUGGAGAAUUGGAAAAUGCCACUCAACUGCCGGGAAAAGGGUGAAAAGCCUCUGCAGUUUAAUCAAUAUGUACAUCAGCUUCAGGGUGUUGAAAAUUGUCUCUACCUCAAUAUUUACGUAAAAACUUUUCAAAGCGAUAAGCCCUUGCCAUUAAUUGUCUUUUAUUUUGGUGGUGGUUUUGAGAAGGGCGAUCCCACACGUGACCUGCAUAGUCCCGACUACUUUAUGAUGCAGGAUGUUGUUGUGGCAACAGUUUCUUAUCGUGUGGGACCACUGGGAUUUCUUAGCCUUAGAGAUCCAGCUGCGGGUGCGCCCGGCAAUGCUGGCUUGAAAGAUCAACUGAUGGCGCUGGAGUGGAUAAAGGAGAAUGCUGCUAAAUUUAACGCAGAUCCAAGCAAUAUAACCGCCUUUGGGGAGAGCGCUGGCGCCGCCUCAGUGCACUAUUUAAUGAUGAAUCCGCGCGCUGAUGGACUAUUUCACAAGGCAAUUUUACAGUCGGGUAAUGUGCUGUGCUCCUGGGCGCUAUGUCAUGUGUCCGACCUGCCACAACGCCUUGCCACUAAGCUGGGUAUGAAAAACGUCGACCAAGCAUCCGACACAAAGGUUCUGGAAUUUUUGCAAAGCAUGCCGGGCGAUCGUCUUGUAGAGCCGUAUUUGCUGAGUGAAUCUGAAAACUUGGACGAUUGUGUCUUUCAAUUUGGACCUGUCGUAGAGCCAUAUGCCACAGAGAGCAACGUGCUACCGAAACAUCCCAGUGAAUUGUUAGCUACCGCAUGGGGUAAUCGUAUACCAGUGCUCAUGAGCGGCACUUCUUUUGAGGGCUUGCUUAUGUAUGGUCGCGUACAUUUGGCACCUUAUUUGUUAACCGCUCUCAAAGGUCAACCGGAGCAUCUUUUGCCUCUAGAUCUAAAGCGUUCACUCCCUCUGACCUUAGCUCGCUCACUGGGAAAACGCUUGCAGUUUACGCACUUUGGAGAAAAAUCAUUGGAACUGACAGAAGAUAAUGUUUUGGCUUACUGCGAGUAUGCCAGCUAUAAGGUCUUCUGGCAUCCCAUAUUGAGGACAAUUCAGUCCCGUCUACGUGUAUCAUCGGCACCCACGUUUCUUUACCGCUUUGACUUUGAUUCUUCCACGUUCAACCAUCAGCGUCUGAAAUACUGUGGGGAUAAACUUCGUGGUGUAGCACAUGUGGACGAUCACUCUUACAUUUGGUAUGGUGACUUUGCCUGGAAGCUGGACAAGCACACAGCCGAAUUUCAGACAAUCGAGCGUAUGAUGGACAUAUUGACCACAUUCGCCGCUAGUUCGAAUCCCAACUGUGCGAGUGUCGAAGCUGUCUUGCCCAAAGGCACCAAUUGGGCUCCACUGUCUAAAAAUACAAAACAUUAUAAAUGUUUAAAUAUUUCUGCGGAUUUGAAGAUUAUUGAAUUACCAGAACUUUAUAAGCUAAAAGUCUGGGAUAGCAUUUAUAAAUCUAAGACAAAGUGAUACAAAAUUCCAUAAAAUUAUAAGUGCAUCAAAGUAUAUGUAUGUAUAUUAGGGGGAAUGGACACCAACUUGUUUGCUAUUACUUAUGCAGUGAUUGAAAAAUAUCGCUCGUAAAAUAUAAAACAAAAAUAUGUAAUUAUAAGUCGCGGCUCUAGGCCGAAAAUAGAUUUUCCACUGCCUUCUGCAGUCAAGUCUUCAUCUUUAAUUAUAUUUAUUGUUGUUGUCCCAGCCGUUCGUACUGUAUCCGACUUAUCACACGUUUGUUUAAUAAAUAUAA